AUGGGUGAUAAUAAUCUCGAUUACAAAAAAGCAUAUGAAGAACUUUUAGAAAAACAAAAAGAAAAAGAAAUAGAAAAAGCAUACAAAGUGUAUGAAAAGCUUUUAGAAAAACAAAAAGAAAGUCAAAAAAGACAAAAAGAAAUAGAAAAAGAAAACAAAGAACUUUUAGAAAAACAAAAAGAAAGUCAAAAAAAGACAAAAAGCAAUGGAAAAAGAAAACAAAGAACUUAUAGAAAAACAAAAAGAAAGUCAAAAACAAAUUAUAUUGGUUUAAUUCAAGUCAAAUGUAGUGAACUUUCAUUUCAUGAUCCAAAGGUCAUUGGACAAUUAUUCGAUUAUUUGAUGGGUCUUUCUUAUCUUUUUGGUAAAUUACAAGCAUUUGGACUUUUAUUAACACCCAACAAAGUAAUGCCUUUAUUCACGCAUGAUUCAUUAGGAUUGGCUGCCAAUGAUAUUCAAAGCACACUUCCACAUGCAACAUCUGUUUUACCUAUCCAAAUUAGCAAAACUGUAAAAUCAAAACCAAACAUAAAAGAAUUUGAUAGAGUUUUAUAUACUAGUAGUUCAAACCAAUCAAUUCUUUCAAACAUAUCACCAACAUCCAGUAGUUCAAACACCACAUCACUAACAUAUAGCAGCUCAAAUACAUCACCAACAUCCAAUAGCAGUUCAAACACCACAUCACCAAUAUUUAGUAGCUCCCCACUCAGAGAUAUUGAAAAACCAAGAGGAUUCUUUGAAUUAAUCUGCUCUACCAUUUUCAAAAUGAGAGAAUCACAGUUCGAUCCAAGUAAAGAAGGAACAAGAUUAUUCUUACAAGCAAAUUCUUUAUGUUUUAAGGCAAAAUCGGUUGAAAUUUCAACCAGCAAAUAUCUUACCACUUUGAAGGAAAUUGAUAAAAAACUAUUAGAUGAAAUCUAUUUAGUAAAGUAUUUGGGUGGCGGAGGCCAUGGACAUUGCUCUUAUGCAUUAACAGAAAAGGGUCAUAGUUUGGUCAUAAAAUCUUUCAAUAACACAAUUAUAAAAGAGAAAAGAGAAGAAGAAAGAAGAUUAUGGGGUACCAUUUGGGGUAUUGAAACAAUCAUAAAAACAUAUUCAGCUAAAGAUCAUUUGGUUAUGCCAUUCAUAAAACCAAUUGGAAAUGAUGACUAUAAUAGUAUAGAUUUUACCGAGUUAAUAUCUACUGCAGCAGAUACUUUCUCAAGUAAAGGUUAUGAGCAUAUGGAUUUAUAUAUUAGACAUAUUUGUAAAUACAAAAAAAAUGAUAAAUAUAUAAAUAUCUUUAUUGAUUUAUCAAGAGUAUCAGAAGCCACAGAUAAAGAUCAAGCAAAACAAAGAAUGAUUAAAAGUAUUUUAGAUGAUUUAAAAUAUAUCAGAUCCAAUGAUAGUUUAACCAAUAAAGAACAACCAAACUGCCCCAUCCUUCCAAGAUUUUCCAAACCUUUUACCGUUCCUUCAACUCCAAUAGUUUGA
Molecule: messenger RNA, 1473 nt
Organism: Dictyostelium discoideum AX4
Lineage: Eukaryota; Evosea; Eumycetozoa; Dictyosteliales; Dictyosteliaceae
Exons: 1
Coding region: 1-1473 (490 amino acids)
Source: RefSeq, a predicted model, not a curated record